AUGUGGAAGCUAAAGAUUGCUGAAGGCCACGGACCUUACCUGUACAGCACCAACAAUUUUGCCGGCAGGCAAAUUUGGGAGUAUGAUCCCAAUGCUGGAACGCCUGAAGAAAGAGAAGCAUUUGAAAAAACUCGAGAGGAAUUCACAAAAAAUAGGAAGAAGGGUGUUCAUCCAUGUGGUGAUUUGUUCAUGAGAAUGCAGCUUAUAAAAGAAAGUGGAAUUGAUCUGUUGAGCAUCCCACCAAUUAGAUUGGGAGAAAACGAAGAAGUAACCUAUGAAAACACUACUAUUGCCGUUAAGAAAGCACUUAGGCUAAACCGUGCAAUCCAGGCAAGCGAUGGCCAUUGGCCGGCUGAGAAUGCCGGGCCAAUGUUUUUCACGCCGCCACUGCUCAUUGCAUUGUACAUCAGUGGAGCAAUUAACACUAUCCUGACAAAAGAACACAAAAAAGAGAUGAUUCGUUACAUCUACAACCAUCAAAAUGAUGAUGGUGGUUGGGGAUUCUACAUUGAGGGUCACAGCACCAUGAUUGGAUCAGCCCUCAGCUAUGUAGCUUUACGAAUUCUCGGCGAAGGACCCGAUGGUGGAAAUGGUGCAGUUGCUAGAGCUCGCAAAUGGAUCCUUGAUCAUGGCGGUGCAACUGGAAUUCCCUCCUGGGGAAAGACUUAUCUCUCGGUACUUGGAGUGUACGACUGGGAUGGCUGCAACCCAGUGCCUCCAGAGUUUUGGCUUUUCCCUGAAUUUUUCCCUUAUCAUCCAGCAAAGAUGUGGUGUUACUGCCGGACAACCUACAUGCCCAUGUCCUACUUGUAUGGCAAAAAAUAUCACGGGCCGCUUACUGAUCUUGUUAUGUCUCUCAGACAAGAAAUUCAUGUAAAACCAUAUGAUCAAAUUGACUGGAAUAAAGCACGCCAUGACUGUUGCAAGGAGGACUUGUACUACCCUCAUUCCCGCAUCCAAGAUCUACUCUGGGAUACACUCAAUUAUUGCACAGAGCCAAUUAUGAGACGUUGGCCAUUGAACAAAAUCAGAGAAAGAGCUCUGGACAAAGCAAUUAAAUACAUGCGGUAUGGAGCUGAAGAGAGCAGAUACAUUACCAUUGGAUGUGUUGAAAAGAGUUUACAAAUGAUGUGUUGGUGGGCGCACGAUCCAAAUUGCGAUGAGUUCAAGUAUCACCUGGCUAGAGUUCCCGAUUACCUAUGGCUUGCUGAAGAUGGGAUGAAAAUGCAGAGCUUUGGAAGUCAGGUCUGGGAUUGUGCACUUGCUACUCAGGCUGUUAUGGCAACUGGGAUGGUAGAUGAAUAUGGUGACUGUCUGAAGAAAGCACAUUUCCACAUUAAAGAAUCCCAGGUUAAAGAAAAUCCCAAAGGUGACUUCAAAAGCAUGUACCGUCACUUCACCAAAGGUUCUUGGACUUUCUCUGAUCAAGAUCAAGGGUGGGUUGUCUCAGAUUGUACUGCUGAAUCACUCAAGUGUCUCUUGAUGCUUUCGCAAAUGCCAACAGAAAUUUCUGGCAAAAAAGCCGAUGUGGAGCGCCUGUAUGAUGCAGUGAAUGUUCUUCUCUAUCUACAGAGUCCUGAGAGUGGUGGCUUUUCUAUCUGGGAACCUCCAGUUCCACAACCUUAUCUGCAAGUUUUGAAUCCUUCAGAGCUUUUUGCAGACAUUGUAGUUGAGCAAGAGCAUGUUGAGAACACUGCAUCCAUUAUACAAGCUCUUCUAUUAUUCAAGAGGCUCCAUCCAGGACACAGGGAAAAAGAGAUAGAAAUAGCUGUGGCAAAAGCUGUUUCAUUUCUUGAAGGAAAACAAUGGCCUGAUGGUUCAUGGUAUGGCUACUGGGGUAUUUGCUUCCUGUAUGGAACAAUGUUUGUGUUAGCAGGGCUAGCUGUUGCUGGAAAAACUUACAGCAAUUGUGAAGCAGUUCGUAAAGCUGUCCAAUUUUAUCUAUCAACUCAAAAUGAAGAGGGUGGUUGGGGAGAAUCCCUUGAAUCUUGCCCCAGCAUGAAAUACACACCUUUGGAAGGCAAUAGAACAAAUUUAGUUCAAACAGCAUGGGCUAUGCUUGGUCUUAUGCAUGGUGGACAGGCUGAGAGAGAUCCAACACCUUUGCACAAAGCAGCCAAAUUAUUGAUGAAUGCACAGAUGGAUGAUGGAGAUUUUCCUCAACAGGAAAUUACAGGGGUCUAUAUGAAGAACUGUAUGCUUCACUAUGCCCAAUAUAGGAAUAUCUUCCCAUUGUGGGCACUUUCAGAAUAUCGUAAACGUGUCUGGCCUUCUCAAUGUCUGUAG
This is a messenger RNA of Coffea eugenioides, 2286 nucleotides long. RefSeq names its product dammarenediol II synthase-like. Gene Ontology annotation, molecular function: beta-amyrin synthase activity. The record is from RefSeq and is a predicted model, not a curated record. Lineage: Eukaryota; Viridiplantae; Streptophyta; Magnoliopsida; Gentianales; Rubiaceae. Gene Ontology annotation, biological process: triterpenoid biosynthetic process. Gene Ontology annotation, cellular component: lipid droplet. Bases 1 to 2286 code for a protein of 761 amino acids. The transcript has 13 exons.